AUGAAGGAGCCCGUGGUCGUUAUCGAGCCUUCCGUCCUGCCCGGGAGCAACUACGUUGGCGACAGCAGCUCCCUGCCGUUCCAGCCGCUGUCGAGCGUCGACAAAGACGCCACCACUACCACCGCCGCCUCCACCCACGACCANCCCGGGAGCAACUACGUUGGCGACAGCAGCUCCCUGCCGUUCCAGCCGCUGUCGAGCGUCGACAAAGACGCCACCACUACCACCGCCGCCUCCACCCACGACCAUUUCGAGCACGUUGGCUGCCUGAAGUUGGCGGAGGAAGAGAUGGUCUCCCUCCGGAGGAUCAAGACCAAGGCCGAAGCUGAUAUCAUCCCGGGGGUGUUCGGCAGGGAUGACAUGACCCCGCUGGGAUGCGCUGCGAUCUGUGAGGGCAGGGGGCAAGAUGGCUUCGCGGUCACCCGAGGCGACCUGUGCACCUGCUUUACGGAAGCAGACACCGGGAUCUUCGACGACAGGAAGGGUGGUGUAUGCGAUGCCCCGUGUACCGGCGACAGCUCGCAGCCAUGCGGCGGAGUUGACUCGUUCGACGUUUACCAGCUGAGCCUUACAGAAGGCCACGACCGGAACCAGCUCCCUCGGCACGCCACCGUCACGGUCGAUAACACCGGAUUGCCCGUGAACGACGAAACCACCACCACUACCGGUUAG
Molecule: messenger RNA, 672 nt
Organism: Ectocarpus sp. CCAP 1310/34
Lineage: Eukaryota; Phaeophyceae; Ectocarpales; Ectocarpaceae
Source: the annotation of a GenBank genome assembly